AUGCGGUGGCUAUCCCAAUUCUGGCUGCUCACCCUCAAGAAUUUGAUCCUCAUCUGGCGGAACAAGGUAUGGACACUGCUGGAGAUUGUGGUGCCGUUGCUCAUCGGGGUGCCGAUGCUCAUCAAGGGGGGCAAAUGGAUGGGAAAUUCGCCCCGGGCUCAUGGACGUGUUGGGGGCCUCCCGUUGGCCAUGGACAGUACGCCGCACGACUACGUCUAUACCGUCACCAACCCGAAACAGCAGCCGAACGCUGCGUUACUGUUGAAAAAAUACCAGCAAUUCGUGAACGCCCUGGAGCCACCGGGAAAACCGUUAAACCUGACGUUGUUCAAAAAUCGAGCCGCCAUGCAGAAGUUUCUGCAGAAUCAAACUGACGUCGAGAAGGGCCCGGGUCACUCCGGGACUCUGGGGGCCUUUGGCAUCGAGAUUUUGCACAUCAACGUGAAGUCGGCAGUGUUCGACUACCGCAUCUGGGUGCCCGGCGAGGCGAAGAAGUGGAAGUUUGGCGAAAACUGGGCCCUCACCAACAGCAGGACCGAUUUGUUUGGCGGCACCCCGGUCGACCAGCCGUCGAUGUACGCCGUGAACCGGGUGCUGAAGAUGCAGUCGAUUCUCGACGACGCCUUUAUCCAGAUGACCAAACUGGUGAAGACUGAUAGAACCCGAGACGAGAUCGUGUAUCAUUCUUUCGCCACCCCGGCUCCGCCGCUAAAAUGGUUUCAACCGCUGGUGUCUGGCAUUCCGGGCCUGAUCGCCGUGCUUCUCUUCCCCGGCAUCAUCCACCUCGCCAAGGACAUCUCGUUCGAGGUCGAGAUCGGGCUCAGGGAAUACAUGCAAGUGAUGGGACUGUCCCCGUUGCUCUUCUACCUCAGCCACGGCUUCAUCGGAUGGCUCAAGUCGAUGCUCCUAUUGCCGUUCUUUGCCUUCCCGCUCUUCCGAUACUUUGACAUGUUGCCAUUGCUAUUCCCAGCACUCGUCGUUUUCCUCUAUUCACUCUCCGUCACCUCGUUCGCCAUCUUCUGCUCAUCCACCCUGAAGACGUCGUCGAGUGUUUUCAAAUUGGCGAUGAUUCUGUGGGUGAUGAUGGCGCUGCAGCCGAUCGUCUCCGGCCCGAAGCUCGAAGAGAUCAUGUGGUGCUUCAUCCUGUCCCUCAACCCCAACCAGGCCUUCGUACUGGCGGUUGACAUUUGGUUGAGCUACGACGAGCGCAACAACCGGAUGAGCUUGACGGACGCAGCCACCGGCUGGACCGAACACUUCAACCUGGCGUCCGUCUACAUAAUGCUGAUCGUUGGCGCCUUGAACGUGGCUGUCAUUUCCCCUUUAAACCGCCAGGUCGACACGCUGUGGAUGUUCCUGGGCGCGCUGCUGAUGGAUCGGCUGCGCUCGGAGGAGACCAACUUUUUGCGCGACGCGAUUGCGCGAAUGUCGUCACCGACGACGGAGCGGCCAAUCAAGGGUGAUGCGGGAGGCGACCAGCUUGUCGACGAGGUCGACGAGGCGAGGAACGUUGCUCACGGCGACAUUGAGGUGAAGGAUGUGACGAAGAAGUACGGCCUUGGUGGCGGCUGGGCGUUGAAGGGAGUCAAUCUGAAGGCGAUUCAGGGCCAAAUUACGGUGCUGCUUGGGCACAACGGCGCCGGCAAGAGCACGACGUUCUCGAUUCUGUGCGGGAUGGCUAGCGCGACGUCGGGCACAGUGAAAGUCAACUCGAAACCCGUCGGCCUAUGCCCCCAAAAGAACCCACUCUUCCCGAAGUUGACCGUCGCGGAACACCUCUGGUUCUUCCACCACCUCAAGGGCGGCCAGGACGACCACAAGUUAGCGGGCGCCGCGCUGAUGCACGACUUGAAGUUUGCCGACAAGAAGAACGAGCUGGCCAAGAACCUCUCCGGCGGCACAAAACGGAAGCUCCUCGUCGCAAUGGCAAUCAUCGGGCGUUCGAAGGUGGUGCUCCUCGAUGAGCCGACGGCUGCGGCAAUCCACAGAACCGUCCUCCUCACCACCCACUACAUGGACGAGGCGGAGAAGCUCGGCGAUUGGGUGACGAUCCUGCAGGGCGGUCGCGACGUCAUCAACGGGUCACCAGGAUACUUGAAGCGGAAGUACGGCAGUGGCUACAUUCUGACGCUCGUCGGAGCUUCGAUGAUCGCUGAGGGACAGCAGGAUCUGGUCACACCAGUCUCACCGGAAGCGAUGCAAGGUCUGGGCGAGGCCGCUCAAAAAACGGUUGCCGAGGUGCUUGCUGGUGACGCCGGAAGCUUCCCACUCGGUCCCCCGCAUGGUCGCCAAAUCGAGAUGACGAUCCCGAUGAGCAACAAGGACAACUUCCCGAAGAUGUGCCAAGCCCUCGAGAAGCUCAAGGAGGAUGGGAAAGCCGUGACGGGCAGCGUGGUGCUCGUCGACUUUGGGAUGUCGUUGAAUACGCUGGAGCAGGUGUUCCUGAAAGUCGGCGAGAUCGGCGAGGGGAAGAAGGAGGAGGCGGACAGAGGGACAGCGACGGCGUGGGCAAGCGCUGCCCGGCUUGACGUCUUGCCAAUGCUGCUCGCACACUUCUUGGCGAUGCUGAAAAAGCGGGUCCUUUACAACCUGAAGAACAUCCCACAAUUUGUCGUGCAGAUCGUCAUCCCGAUUGUCCUCUUCCUCUGCAUCAACUACGUCUGUAACCGCGUGACAACGGAGGUGGACAGCAUCGUCGUCGGCCCAUCCACCAUCCAGCCGGGGCGCUGCGUGCUGCAAGUGUUCAGCGGCUCGCAAACCUCGGCCCAGCGCCUUCGCAAGUUGUUGAGCAACGGUUGUGGCCUGUUGGAGCUGUCCGCGAGGAAGAACUUCGCCAUAGAAGUGGUUCAGGCCACCCAGGAUCUGCCUCGCCUCGCCGUCGGCAUCCAGCUGCACGACAAGGUGCAGUCGAACGUCCACAUCCAGGCCUGGUACAACCCGAACGGCUACCACACCACCCCGCUGAUGAUUAACAUCGCUGACACGUUCAGGCUGCAAGAGAGAACCGACCUCGACACGGCUCGGAUCACCACCGGCUUCCACGUGUUCCCAUUGGACGCGGAGCUCGAGGAAAUUAUGACCGGCUUCUUCAAAAAGCUACGAAAAUUUGUGCUGAUCCCGUUGCUGCUGCUCGCCUUCUCGAUCCUCACCUCCGGCUUCAUCGUGCUGCUCGUCGAGGAGCGCACCAGCAAUUUUCAGCACCAGCAACUCCUCACCAAGCUGCAUCCGGUAACCUUCUGGGGCGCGUCGAUCGUGUACGACUUGCUGCUGUGCCUGCUCGUCUGCGCCGCCGGCAUCCUCAUCCUCUACAUGGGCGACGUUUUGGGCGCCACGGCGCUGAAGCGACUGUCCGCCCUGUGGGCCCUCUACCUAUGGGCGUGCCUUCCAUUCAUCUACUGCCUCUCGUACCUGUUCUCGUCGUCGGCCAAGGCGAAUACGUUGCUGAUCAUCUGGCAGGUGUCCGACUUGCUGAAGUGGUUCGGCUGCCAAAAACAACCAGCGGUCGACCAGAUCACGUUCGCCGUCGAGCCGGGCCAAUGCUUUGGGCUGCUGGGAACCAACGGUGCCGGCAAGACGACUACCAUCGACAUUCUGACCGGGCUGAAGGCGGCCUCUGGCGGCGCAAUUCGAGUCUACGGCCACCAGGGCACGCGAAGCUCGGCGAUCGGCUAUUGUCCACAGUUUGACGCCGUACUGAUGGACUUUACCGGGCGUGAGGUGCUGAAGAUCAUGGCGACCUGCCAUGGCUACAGCGAGCCGGGCAAGGUGGCAACCCAGGUCCUCGCCGCCGUCGGCAUGUCCCACGACGGCGACAAGCGCAUCAAGUUCUGCAGCGGCGGCCAGAAGCGGAAGAUCAGCGUCGGUGUCGCCCUCCUUGCCCAGGACGCCAUCCGGAUUCUGGACGAGCCGACGGCCGGUGUCGACCCGAAAGCCCGUCGCGACAUCUGGAUGCACCUCGACCUCUCCCGUCAACCCGCAGGGCGUACCGCUCAGCUGCUGACGUCGCACUCGAUGGAGGAGUGCGAGGCGUUGUGCACCAAGAUUUCGAUCAUGAUCAAGGGAAGGAUGGUGGCCAUCGGGUCGAGUCAGCAUCUCAAGUCAAAAUACAGUGGCGGGUACACAAUGACCGUCGAGCUGAAGCCGGACGAGUCGGGCGAGCAGGACCCGGUGAAGCUGCACGAGUUGAUGACGGCCAGCGUGGAGGCCCUCACUCAGGCUAUGACCGCCUUCUUCCCCGAGAUCAAGAUCAAGGAGGCUGGUGCGUCGAGGACAUGUAUCUAUGUGGUCCCAUCUACCACCCUGUCGUGGUCAGCAGCUUGGGAGUCGAUGGGCAAGCUGUGCUCCGACCCGAAGCUGCGGAUUGCCGACUACAGCGUGACGCAAUGCGGCCUCGAAGAUACGUUCUUGAAGGUGACGGCCCAGGCGAAUAACGUGGCGGCA
Mesorhabditis spiculigera is the source of this 4440-nucleotide messenger RNA. NCBI's taxonomy places the organism in Eukaryota, Metazoa, Nematoda, Chromadorea, Rhabditida, Rhabditidae. The record is from the annotation of a GenBank genome assembly.